AUGGUUGAAAGUGCAGUUUUAUCGAAUCCGGUUCCAGGGAACAGUGCUGCCAUUCCAAUUGAAUCUCCAAGGUCGGAUGAGCAGCUUGCAGAUACAGAGGAUAGUUCGUGGGAACAGGAUAUGUCAUCUGAUUCCAAGGGCGAUCAAGAUGAGCAGUCAAGCUACAAUAGUUUAGAUUCUACAACUCCAGUUUCCCAGCCGUUGAGUAAAGAUAGAAAACAUGCAAAGCAGGUCGAGCUGGAUUCUCGUUCGGUCUUUGUAAGCAGCAUUACCCCCGAGGCGACAGCGGAAAUGUUGGAAGAGCACUUCAAGGAUGUGGGCGUGAUCAGUAGGAUCACGAUCUUAUACAACAAAAAAACCGGAGAACCGAAAGGUUACGCAUAUAUCCAAUUUGAAUCGAUAAGUUCUGUCGAAAAGGCGCUGCAACUUGACGGCUCUAGUUUCAAUGGGAAUACAAUUUCCGUUGCUAAGAAGAGGACUAACUUGCCAGGCUUCAAUAGACCUUUCAAUUAUUACCCGUAUCAGCAAUUUCAUGCGCACGGCAAUGGGAGAUAUCAUCACCCUCAGUCCCAUCACCCUCAUCCCCAACAGCAUCAAUUCUUUUAUGGUAAUCAGUGGCAGAACGGAUAUCCUCAUGCUCAUUGGAACUACGGCGCAUAUGGUGGUGCUUACACUCCUUAUAAGAAUGUGAAUUUUUACAAUUCAUAUCGUUUUCAACAGCAAGGCCAACACUUACCGCAGAUGAUACCUAAUGAGAACAGUAGGGCGCAUCUGCGUGAGGGCAGAGCAGGUACUAGAGGUAACAAAGGUGGCAAUCCUAAUUCAAGCCGGAAAUCCAGACAGACAGUUGGUCCUAGCAAAACUAAUGACGCUAAGUUAAUGAAUGACCCGCCCGUUUCUAAUAGUACUAGUCAUUCUGUGAAUUCUGUCUCGACAUCUGCAACUACUUCGGAAACGGGUGUGAAGCGUGAAUGA
Molecule: messenger RNA, 975 nt
Organism: Eremothecium gossypii ATCC 10895
Lineage: Eukaryota; Fungi; Ascomycota; Saccharomycetes; Saccharomycetales; Saccharomycetaceae
Gene: SGN1
Product: Sgn1p
Exons: 1
Coding region: 1-975 (324 amino acids)
Molecular function (GO): RNA binding
Source: RefSeq, marked provisional